Messenger RNA from Aspergillus welwitschiae, 987 nucleotides. RefSeq names its product glycoside hydrolase family 16 protein. Bases 1 to 987 code for a protein of 328 amino acids. Gene Ontology annotation, biological process: fungal-type cell wall organization; carbohydrate metabolic process. NCBI's taxonomy places the organism in Eukaryota, Fungi, Ascomycota, Eurotiomycetes, Eurotiales, Aspergillaceae. Gene Ontology annotation, molecular function: hydrolase activity, hydrolyzing O-glycosyl compounds; glycosyltransferase activity. The record is from RefSeq and is a predicted model, not a curated record. The transcript is spliced from 3 exons. Gene Ontology annotation, cellular component: fungal-type cell wall.
AUGAAGUCAUACAUGUCAUGGGCAUUAACUGCCCUUGCUGCCACAGUGCCUCUCAGUGCAGCCCAGACAUACACCGACUGCAACCCCUUGAACAAAACCUGCACACCCGACAAGGGUCUCAACCAGUGGUCCCUGAGCACCAACUUCACUGAUGGCUCGUCUUGGCGUGAUAGAUGGAAUGUAACCGCCGAUACCGUGAACAGCACCUCCAAAGGUGCCGAGUUCAAGAUCAGCCAGGAGGGCGAUGCCCCUACCAUUGAGUCCAACUUCUACAUCUUCUUCGGCUAUGUGGAGGUCAGAUUCCGUGCUGCCAAUGGUACCGGUAUCAUCAGCACCAGUGUGAUGGAGUCUGACGACCUGGAUGAAAUUGAUUGGGAACAAGUCAGUACAUAUGACUCGGAAAUCCAAACGAAUUACUUUGGCAAAGGCAACACCACGUCCUACGACCGUGCCACCACCGUGAACGUCACCACACCCGAAGAGACCUACCACACCUAUGGAGUCAACUGGACAUCCAGCAAGACGGAGUGGAUACUUGACGGCACUGUCGUCCGUACGCUCGAGUAUGCCGACGCUCUCAAUGGCAAGAACUACCCCCAGACCCCCAUGACCAUCCGUAUCGGUAUCUGGGCCGGUGGUGACCCCGACAAUUCCGAGGGAACCAUCGAAUGGGCUGGUGGUGAGACCGACUACGACGACGGCCCGUUCAUCAUGUAUUUGGAGUCGGUCAACAUCAUUAACUACACCCCCGCUGAGUACUACAAGUACACGGACAAGACUGGCGACUACACAAGUAUCAAGGCCUACAACACCACCACAUCGUCCAAGUCGACCAAUUCGUCCAGUAGCUCGUCCUCGUCCUCGGCCUCUUCCUCUUCAAGCUCGAGCUCCAUCUCUACAUCCAGCAGUGGUGCUAGUGGUCUAUCCUACAGCGGGGUCUUGAUGAUGAUCCUUGGGUUGGGCACAUUCGCGGGAUUGCUUCUCUAG